AUGACAGUCACUUCUAGAACCAAUGCCGGACCGUUGACCGUCCUCGUAUCAACGAGGGCGGUGAUCACGUUGCCAGACGACAGUCUCCUACUCACCCCGGCUACUAUAUCCAUCUCGCCGGCCACCGGAAAGAUCGUGGCUAUUGUACCUACUAUCCUGCCCAAGACGUCGUUUGCUCCGUCGACGACAUACAUCAACUACGGCGCCAAAUUCUUGAUUCCUGGACUUGUAGAUGCCCAUGUGCACCUUAACGAGCCAGGCCGAACGGAAUGGGAAGGGUUCAACACCGGUACCAGAGCGGCUGCUUCUGGCGGCGUGACUACCGUUAUCGACAUGCCGCUCAAUGCUAUCCCACCGACCACGACUUUGGCGGGUUUCAAGGAGAAGCUCGCUGCUAGUCAGGGCCAAUGUUGGGUAGACGUGGGGUUCUACGGGGGCGUUAUCCCCGGAAAUGCGGACGAGCUUCUUCCCCUAGUAGAGGCCGGCGUUCGCGGGUUUAAAGGCUUCCUAAUCGAGUCGGGUGUUGAAGAGUUCCCUGCCAUCUCGUCCAAUGACAUUGCUCUUGCAAUGAAAACACUAAAUGGCACACCGACGACGCUCAUGUUCCAUGCCGAGAUGAUCCCUCCGAUUGCCGACUCGGUUGGUGAUGCAGUACAAGCCUCCGAACCUCCCUUAGCACCACACGGUAACUUACAAUCAUACAAUACGUUUCUCGAGUCGCGGCCUCCAUCUUUUGAAACCUACGCCAUCGAUGAGAUCCUCUCCUUAGCGCACCUGGCUCCAGGUCUUCACUUACAUAUCGUACAUCUAUCUGCGACGCAAGCGAUCCCGAUCCUGAAGGCUGCCCGAAAGUCUGGAAUCGACAUUACGGCUGAGACUUGCUUCCAUUAUCUAGGGCUAGCAGCUGAGGGCGUCGAGGAUGGUGAUUGCAGAUACAAAUGUUGCCCACCAAUUCGUGAACAGCUAAACCAGGACGGGCUUUGGGAAGAGCUCGCAGCACCUGACUCGUGCAUCAAGACUAUCGUCUCUGACCAUUCACCCUGCACUCCCGAGCUCAAGCUCCUCCCGCCUUACCUCCAGACCAUCGAAGCCCCCCAUAUGCACCAUUCCGAUUCGGGUAUUGAUAUGUCGGCUGAUCUGGCUCAUACGAAUGGGAAGCAAACAAAGAUCGAGAAAAAAGACGUUGGUGACUUCUUUGCCGCAUGGGGUGGUAUCUCGUCGGUCGGACUCGGUUUGCCCAUCCUUUACACAUCGGCCAAGGAGCGAGCGGCAGCUGGGAGCAAGUCAGCUCCGAGUAUCACCGAUAUCGUGCGCCUAUGCUGCGCCGCGACGGCUAAGCAGGUUGGACUAUCGCAUCGCAAGGGAGCGCUCAAGGUCGGUAUGGACGCUGAUAUUUGCGUGUUCGAUGAUACCGAGGAGUGGACACUGCACUCGGCCGGUAUGCAUUGGAAGAACCGCUGCUCGCCAUGGGAGGGGCGCCGGUUCGCGGGUCGUGUCAAGGAGACAUGGCUAAGAGGCAAGAAAGUAUUCGAAUACGGAGGUAUCAAUGGCGGGUUCGUAACCGGGAAGCCGGUUGGUGAAGCUAUCGUUGAGAAGAGAUUUGCUUAA
Messenger RNA from Daldinia vernicosa, 1608 nucleotides. RefSeq names its product allantoinase. Bases 1 to 1608 code for a protein of 535 amino acids. Gene Ontology annotation, molecular function: allantoinase activity. NCBI's taxonomy places the organism in Eukaryota, Fungi, Ascomycota, Sordariomycetes, Xylariales, Hypoxylaceae. Gene Ontology annotation, biological process: purine nucleobase catabolic process. Gene Ontology annotation, cellular component: cytoplasm. The transcript is spliced from 2 exons. The record is from RefSeq and is a predicted model, not a curated record.